AUGGCAACCAACACUGUAAGCUUGAAGCUCUUGAUUGACACAAAGGGCCACAAGGUUCUGUUUGCUGAAGCAGGCAAGGACUUUGUGGAUUUCGUUUUCACGCUGCUGGCUUUACCUGUUGGAACUGGACACAUUGCUGAAACCGAGGCACCAAUUGGUGGUGCUAAUGUUCCUCAUCUGUUGACCAAUGAUGAAUCAUUGGCUAAAAAGGUGUACAUGUGUGGGAGCUACCCCCGCUUUAUAGCUGACGAUCCUAGAGCCAUUUGCCCACAGUGCAAAUAUACUCUCUCUACCGAGGUGCCUUAUGUUGCAGCACAGGCUAUCACGGAAGGAUCGUCUGGUGGUGGGAGGAGGGGUCUGAAAUUGCUCAAGGCAUCAUUGGAGUCUAACGCAGUUCUCACCAAUGUCUUCCUUGAGAAGAAAGAGGAGUAA
Messenger RNA from Prunus armeniaca (apricot), 432 nucleotides. NCBI's taxonomy places the organism in Eukaryota, Viridiplantae, Streptophyta, Magnoliopsida, Rosales, Rosaceae. The record is from the annotation of a GenBank genome assembly.